UUUUAUGCUUUUUCCUCCGAGAUAACCAAAAAGUGCUGCCAUAUUUGGGCCGCUUCCUCCGCCGCCGACGCUCUCCUUGUCGCCGGCAGCUUCCAAUCUCUUCAUCCGAAGAACGAAGAGAUCAUGUCGGACGAGGAGCAUCACUUCGAAUCGAAGGCGGAUGCCGGCGCUUCGAAGACUUACCCUCAGCAGGCUGGAACGAUCCGAAAGAAUGGAUACAUCGUCAUCAAGGGCAGGCCCUGCAAGGUCGUUGAAGUUUCAACCUCCAAAACUGGGAAGCACGGUCAUGCGAAAUGCCACUUUGUUGCCAUUGAUAUCUUCAACCAGAAAAAGCUUGAGGAUAUCGUGCCGUCUUCUCACAACUGUGAUGUGCCCCAUGUUAACCGCACUGACUACCAGCUUAUUGAUAUAGCUGAGGAUGGAUUUUUGAGCCUUCUUACUGAGAACGGAAACACUAAGGAUGAUCUUAAGCUCCCAACUGAUGACAAUUUGCUUACUCAGAUCAAAGAUGGAUUUGCAGAGGGUAAAGAUCUUGUGGUAACUGUCAUGUCUGCUAUGGGGGAAGAACAAAUCUGUGCGCUGAAGGACAUUGGCCCCAAAUAAUUGCAUUUUUUUGCAUAUUUUGGCUGCAACA
Messenger RNA from Phalaenopsis equestris, 634 nucleotides. Its product is annotated as eukaryotic translation initiation factor 5A-2. The record is from RefSeq and is a predicted model, not a curated record. Gene Ontology annotation, molecular function: translation elongation factor activity; RNA binding; ribosome binding. The transcript is spliced from 6 exons. Lineage: Eukaryota; Viridiplantae; Streptophyta; Magnoliopsida; Asparagales; Orchidaceae. Bases 124 to 603 code for a protein of 159 amino acids. Gene Ontology annotation, biological process: positive regulation of translational termination; positive regulation of translational elongation.